Polypterus senegalus (gray bichir) is the source of this 1268-nucleotide messenger RNA. It is a transcript of the gene taf8, whose product is annotated as TAF8 RNA polymerase II, TATA box binding protein (TBP)-associated factor. The record is from RefSeq and is a predicted model, not a curated record. Gene Ontology annotation, cellular component: transcription factor TFIID complex. The coding region runs from base 1 to 927 and encodes 308 amino acids. Gene Ontology annotation, biological process: transcription initiation at RNA polymerase II promoter. The transcript has 8 exons. Lineage: Eukaryota; Metazoa; Chordata; Cladistia; Polypteriformes; Polypteridae. Gene Ontology annotation, molecular function: protein heterodimerization activity.
AUGGCGGACCCUGCGGUUGUGGGGAGCGGGUUGAUCGGCUCUGGAACGAGGUCAUCAGGAACCAAGUCGUCUUCCAGCCCUGCAGAGAAUUACCAGCUUGCUCGUCGGCGUACUUUGCAAGUGGUCGUCAGCUCUCUCUUGACAGAAGCUGGGUUUGACUCUGCAGAGAAAGCUGCUGUGGAGUCGCUGACUGAGAUGAUUCAGAGUUAUAUCACAGAAAUCGGACGCUAUGCUAAGAACUACUGUGAGCACACAGCCCGAACACAGCCCACACUUUCAGAUGUGAUGGUCACUCUUGUGGAAAUGGGUUUCAAUGUGGAUACCCUGCCAGUUUAUGCCAAGCGCUCCCAAAGAAUGGUCAUAACUGCCCCUCCAGUAACAAAUCCUCCGGUCACCCCCAAGGCUCUUGUGGCUGGCAUGAAGAGGACCCACCCUUCACAUAUCCCUACACACUUUCCAGAAUUUCCGGACCCUCAUACUUACAUCAAAACCCCGACGUACCGUGAACCCAUCUUGGAGUACCAGAUUGUACGUGAGAAAGCAGCUUCCCAGCGCAGGGAUGUGGAACGUGCUCUGACUCGGUUUAUGGCCAAGACUGGAGAGACACAAAGCCUCUUCAAAGAUGACAUUACCGCCUUCCCAUUGAUUGCAGCAAGACCCAGUGCCAUCCCUUAUUUGAAUGCGUUGUUGCCCUCUGAACUCGAGCUACAGCAGCUGGAAGAGACAGACUCCUCCGAGCAGGAUGACCAGACAGACAAUGAGAACAUCUCUAUGAACAUUAGUAAUGAUGAGACAGGAGCUGAUAAAGAGAACAAUGUCUUACCCCAAGGUGGUGCCCUCGCUUCUGCAAAAGCUAACGAAGAAAAUAUGAUUGACAACCCUUACCUGCGGCCUGUUAAGAAGCCAAAAGUACGACGGAAGAAAUGAAUCCUGGUCAGCAGUUUGUGGCUCCAAGCUAUAGCAAGUUAAGAUGGUCCUGGCGCAGAUUAGACCCUCAUUAGACGAUCAAAGUUUGCUUUCAAACUUUCCAGGGAAGCAGAGAGUUAAGUUGCUGUAAAGUGUUUCAUAACAGAGGCUGUUCUACUCCAAGGUUCCAUUUUCUAGUUAAAGUUCAAGACAUUUUUUCUCUUUCAUUUACAAGUUACUCUCGAGGAAAAAUGUUUGAUGUAUUUUUUUUUUAUUUCUGUAAAUUAUAUAUAUAUUUUUUUGCUUUUGUACAGUAAAUGCUUGUCCUGACAUUCAAGAAACUGGUAAUAAGUUUAAACUGU